CCGCUAUUGGCGCGCGCACCCGCCCCUCCAACGCCUCUCCUCAUCCAUCUCACCGGCUAUUCUUCCCUUUCUCGUCCUCUCCCCUAUUCUCUCUCUCUCUCUCUGUCUCUCACUUGGGCCGUUUUGUCUCACCAAAGCGAACGAAAGGACGGUGUCUGCCUGAGCACAUUUGCUGUCCCGCAACCUCCAUGCUCGUCUUCUGGACGAAAAUCCGACCGUCAUUCCUGGAAACAGAGGACUUCAAGAAUGUCAGAGAAGGGUUCCACAUCUGAUAUGAAGAAUGCCAUGGAGGGAGAUGGCAAAAGAACAAGAGAUCAGGAUCAUGACUCAAAGAUGUCUGAUGAGCACCGAGACACAGAUGACUCAUCUGAGAAAACAUCCAGCAGGAUGUCUAGAUCCCCACAGAAAUCCUCCAAAAAACCAAAGACAGUGCCUGUGAAAGUCUCGCUGUUGGAUGGAUCUGAAUAUGAAACUGGAGUGGAGAAAUCAUGUAAAGGUCAAGUCUUGCUGGAUAUGGUGUGUGAUCAUCUGAAUCUGUUGGAGAAGGACUACUUUGGCCUGACCUUCUGUGAUGCUGACAGUCAAAAGAACUGGCUGGACCCAUCAAAAGAGAUCAAAAAACAAAUUCGGGUAGGCUCCUGGCAGUUUUCAUUUGCUGUCAAGUUCUAUCCUCCUGACCCCUCACAGCUGAUAGAAGACAUCACUCGGUAUUACCUGUGUCUUCAGUUAAGAGAGGACAUGCUGUCGGGCCGCUUGCCAUGUUCAUUUGUCACACACGCUUUGCUAGGCUCAUAUGCCGUGCAGGCUGAACUGGGAGAUUAUGACCCAGAUGAGCAUGGACUUGACUACAUCAGCAACUUCCACUUUGCUCCCAACCAGACACGCGAGCUGGAAGAGAGAGUUAUGGAGCUCCACCGCACCUACAGGGGCAUGAGUCCUGCGGAAGCUGAGGUGAACUUUCUGGAGAAUGCUAAAAAGCUGUCAAUGUACGGAGUCGAUCUUCAUCAUGCAAAGGACUCUGAGGGCAUUGACAUAAUGUUAGGUGUGUGUUCAAGUGGCCUGUUGAUCUACAGAGACCGUUUGCGCAUUAACCGUUUUGCUUGGCCCAAGAUUCUGAAAAUCUCCUAUAAGAGAAGCAACUUUUACAUCAAAAUCCGCCCUGGAGAGGUAGAGAAAAAGUAUGAACAGUUUGAGAGCACCAUUGGCUUUAAGCUGCCCAACCAUCGAGCUUCCAAACGCUUGUGGAAGGUCUGCAUUGAACACCACACCUUUUUCAGGUUGGUCUCUCCUGAACCCCCACCCAAAGGUUUUUUGGUGAUUGGCUCGAAGUUCCGCUACAGUGGUCGGACCCAGGCCCAGACACGCCAGGCGAGUGCAUUAAUUGACAGGCCAGCCCCUCAGUUUGAGCGAUCGGCUAGUCGGAGGUACUUACUCUCACGCAGUCUCGAAGGAGCAUCUGCUCUGGGUGACACGAUGGACAGACUCUCCCAGCACACCUGCAGUGACCCUGCACAUAGCCUCUCCAGAGACGAUCUGGACCGGGACUUCAUGGAGCCUAGUCCAGAGCAGGAAAUGGACCAGCAGCAGAAGCAAACCCUAGAUAAGAGAUCAGAGAGAGAUGCUACUCCAUCAAAGGCCAUGGGGGAGGAGCCAGGCUCUCCUCUAGACUCUAAAGCUGAGUCGGACCAGGACUUGGCCCCUCGCCCUAAACAGGAGCAGUUCCUGGAUAAACCUGAAGAUGUACUGCAAAAACAUCAGGCAAGUAUCAACGAAUUGAAGAGAGCGCUGAGGGAGCCCAACAGCAAGUUAGUCCACAGAGAGAAACGUCUGUCCGUGACCUCUUCUGGCAGCACUCCAGAGAAAAAAACUGCAUCUGAGGAACCCAUAUUUAUUGAGGAGCAAGACGGUUGUCAAACAGACUCAACCCUCGGUUCAAAAGAGGAAAAGAACAAGAAGUCUGAUAGAAUAGAGUCACCACUCCUUCAGAAUGAAGUAGAUCAAGCAAUUAGUGGGAAAAUCUGUAUGGCUCGUGGCGGCCCAAUAGGAAGUCAUUCCAGAAAAUCAAAUAUGAACUCCAUGCCAUCCCCAGAGAAGCCUCAAAGAACCAAGAUUUAUGCAUUAAAGAAUGAACAUAUCCAUGAAACCCAUUCUACUGGCAAGAACUUAAAUGACAAUGGACUUCCACAUGAGAAUCAUUUGGAGAAUAAUAUUCAUGCAAAUGGCUAUGACGAAUAUCCAGCAGAGACUACUUGGACUGAAAGAAGAUUUGUUGGCACAACUCAUGUAGAAGAUUUUUGGAACUAUGAAGAGAAACACCAGGGUGAGGUUUCCCCCAAUGCAGUAAUAGACAAACAUAUGAGAGAUCAAUAUAAUGGAAGCAGAUGGGAGAGACAAUCUGUGGAAAGUUCAGACAAAAAAAUUAAAAGCAAAACAACGGAACGCAAAGCAGUUCUAAGGAGUGAUUCGGUUAAGAGUAAUACUGCAGAACCAGAAGCAAAACGAGUUGUUCCCCUGAAACCUGAGAGGUCCAAAAAACUAAAAGGACAUGGAUCCAAAGAUCAAAGUGAAAGAGAUGCACUUUAUUCCAAUUUAUUUGAUGAGACAAAAGGAACAAAGUCUGAAGAAUCAUCUGGAACUGAAAAACUACCAGCUUUUUGCACACGGGCAAGUGUGACUUCAGUCACGGACAGCACUGCAGCAGCUCCUAAAAGAGACUACACAGCUAAUGGCUAUGUUAGAGAAACCAGAAAAUGCAGCCAAACAUACAGGAAACAAUUUCAGGAUACAGAAGACAAUACUGAUCAGAGACUGAUCAGUGCCGAUGAUGACCAGGUUUGCUUUGAAGACACUUCACCACUGUCUGAUUUCCCAUCAAACUUAAUAUUUUCUGGCUUUGAGCAAAUGACCCCUUUGUAUUCUCAUGUAAAGCCCCAGAAGUCGAGAGAGAUGCGACAAAAACAGACAUCCCCUACUGACUCCAGCCACAGCCUCCUCAAGAGCUCCAGCUUAGAAUCAGCCCAAAAGAAACCAUCGGAACCCCUUCCCACCCCAGCAAUUCAUGCGGAACCUCAGGAGGAAGUCCAGAGAGAGCCAUGGGAACGACGUCUGGGAUCAGUGUCCGAGGAUGACCCAGACCCAGACAAUCUAUAUUUCAAGGAGACCCAUCUGGGCAUUGAACGUAAAUGCUCCAGCAUCACCGUUAGCUCCACGUCCAGUUUAGAGGCCGAGGUGGACUUCACUGUCCUCAUGGACCUUCAAACAGGGAUGGAAGAGUUCUCCAGAGGAAUGUCAGAAUUAGGAGAGAAGGACCUCUCACCUGAACUUUCAGACCGGGCAGCACAUCCAGCUUUCAUGCUAGGGUCUGAGCCUAUCAUCAUUCCACAAGAGAAACCCACAGAAAUAUUAAGGUCAAUGGAAGAACCGAAACCCAUCAUAGAUCAGAAGACUGUGGAGCAGCGUAAACCUGAGCCUUUUGUGCCAAAAAAAGCGCCAAGGUCAGUGAAGGCUGCUCAAGCUUUAAAAAAGGAAUCUGCAGAGCUCGUUCAGUCGUUCCAGUCAGUAAGGCAAGAUGGUUCAGACACAGCGUCUGUGCAGCUUCAUAGCAGAGAGAGCAGUGACAUCAUUGCCUCUCAAGCUCUAAGAAAAACAGAAGUCAAGAUUGAGACGCAACCAAAUGGGUCAGAGGUUACCACAACCAUUAUGGAGAUCGCAGACCAGGAUCAUGGUAUGAGUGGCCUGCGGGAAGCCCCAUUCUCAGUGACAGAGAGGAUCUCUCCUGUAAGCUUCGGAUCUUUAGCCAGAGAGGGUUCUGGGUCUCCUCUAUUUGUAACAGAGAAUGUGACUUCAGCCACAACACACGUUACCAAAACAGUAAAAGGAGGAUACUCAGAGACAAGGAUCGAGAAAAGGAUUAUCAUUACUGGAGAUGAUGAUGUUGACCAAGAUCAAGCACUCGCCAUGGCAAUAAAAGAAGCCAAGCAGCAGCAUCCUGACAUGUUGGUAACCAAGGCCAUAGUUGUCAGGGAAACAGAAUCUUCCAAACAAGAUGCACAUGAGCAAUUCAAGUCCUGAUCUCUUAGGCUAUCUGGACUAUUCACAGGAGAAGUACUGUAUUUUAAACCACCUACUGAUGGUGGAUCAUGGACACCCUCUAUCCAGCACCCAUCAAUCCUAACCCACAGGAUCCAGCACCUCCCCGGUGGCAAACAGAUAAACAUCCACCCUGUAACAGUUCAAAACUCACAUCUGUGUACCCAUCUGUCUGUUUUUUACAUUCAAUGUGGUCAUUUUCUCUAUCUGGUUCUCAAAUACAACAGGCACUAAAAGUGGCAUUGUGUAUGCCAUGCUGGACCAUUCAAGCAUUUGAAACUAACCAUUUCUCUGGAUCUAUUGGAUAGGCAAUAGGGAAGGUAACAUAUGAGAUUAUUUUGCAAACAUCAGACUAGAGGAAAACACAUGUGUCUGUACCUUGAUCAGCUAAAGAAAUGCUGUUGAAUUCGAACUCUCAGACCAUUUGCGUGUAUGGAGAUGGAUGGCCACAUGAAAGAAACAAGUUAACAUAUCAAAAAGAUGGGCACCAUCGGACCAACUACAGCGGAUCAGCGCACUCAUCAAAUAGGCACAUAUGGUGUUGACAGGGCAUGGACAGAUUGCUGGACACAAGGACAAAAAUCUGUGCCAAUUAUUGAAGGAAGACGCUUCUGAGAAGCAGUGGCUUUCUGAGAGGAGAAAAGAGAGAAGAAGAAAGCUCUGAAACAGGAUGACAAAUACUCAACAUAAAGUGAAGAUUACCAUUGUCAUUGUUGUGAAGAUAAGUACUCUAUAAACAUCUCUAUAGGGCCUUGUUCCUAGAAGGUAUGAUGUUGUACUUAAUGUAUAUUUGGCCCUGGAUACCCCUUUAUGAAUCCUGUAUGAUUCAUGUUCAGAUUACAAAAUGAAAACAAAUUCCUUUAUAUGAGGUGCUAUGGUGAACCCAUUCCCUGUUAAAAACAAGCUAAUACCCAUUUCACAAGAAAUUCCCUUAAUAUACAUUAGCAAGAAAAAUCUGUCUCUUCUUUCUGAUUGGGCUUUAAUCAAACAGGUAAUUAUGUAAUAUGAACAUGUUUAUAUGAAUGGUUUUGCACAAGAAUUAAAAAGCCAAUGAUAAUAUUUUGUUUUAUAUAGGUAUUUUAAACAGAGAUAAAAUGUCAAGCCCUAGAUAUAUUGAUCCUGAUGCUAGCAAAGCAGAAUAAAGUGUGUUGAAUAAUUGUGUCAUGUGCAUGUCAAACUGCCCGAUUAUUAGUUCCACUAGUUUUUAGAAAAAGUAAAAAAUGAAAGAUUCUAUUAUUUCGCUUUUCAAAUACCUCCACUCUCAUUUUUCUGUCUUUUUAUUUAUUUUUUUGCCCGUGCUAAUGUCCCAUAAAGAGAUGUCUUUACAGUUUCACAGUGUUUCAAUAUAAUGAUUGCUUACUCUGUGGUAGAUGUCAUGAGCGUUUUAUUUCUAUUUGCAGUGGACUGUUUGUGCAGUGAUUCUCCUAAAAAAAAAAAAAAAAAAAAUUCUUCCCUCUGUAACAAUAGUGCUGGAACAGCCUAAGGAAUGAAUGCAGAUUUAUCUGUCGUAGUGUUUUAUAAGCGAAUGGGCCUUAAAUGGUACAUGCAUUACUGUGCUUUAAAAAUGAUACUUGGGGAUACUGUGUAAGGAUGAAGGAUCUCUUGCUCUGAUUUUCAUUAGAAAGCUGAAAGUGACUUGUAGAGGAUUGUGUUAUGGACCUUUAACAAAGAAAUGUACCAUGUGAAUGUUUCAUAUAGGCACACCUUUCUCCACUUGAAAAUGUCAUGGGUAGAAUUAGAGCAUUAAGGCAUUUAAGCAGUACAUUUACAGACCUAACGUGGAGUGGUUUUCCAGACAAGGAUGAAAAUAAAUUUCAUGAUUCUAGAGGAAUAAAAAUAUGGAUUUCAUGCUCUUUACCUUCUUAGCUUUAGAUCCGUGAUGUUGCUUAUCCUUCAUUAGAUUCGAAGUUAGAAAACUGUAAUUACAACUAAUAGAAAUACUAAUAAAAAAAAAUCAGCUUGUUUUUAAACAUAGUUAUUUCUGAUUUCUGCUUUAUCUGGCCACAUAGAUUGUAUUCAACAUUCAUUAGUAAUAUAGUGAACAUUAAUAGAGUUACAGCUAAUCAAAAUACAAUAAUCAUCCUUGAAAUUUAAUUUUUGGCUUUAAUUUUAGUUUUACAAUAGCGUUAGUCUGGAUAUUGUAGCCUGCACAGAACUGUAGUUCAUAAAUAAAACAUUCAGCAAUCCGGAUGUAUUGUGCCAUUUAGCCCAAAAAGUCAUGGCUGGAAAACCGCCCCUGAUUUUCUUUACAAGAGUACAUAAGUGCCAUGGAAAGCUGCUAACUUCAUUCCCAAGCCAUUCAUCCACUUCUUAACACAGAGCUUAUGAAUGAUUUAGCAGUGUGCUAAUGCUAUCUUAACUAUCCUGCUUGUUAGUUUACAGUAGUUUCCCUCAUUUCCUGUACCGAUAAAGGAUUAUAGAAAACAAAGUGCAUUGGGUUGGUAAGGAGAUCGUGACAUCUAUUGAGCAGAUGUUGCUUCCAUUGCAGUUCAGGGUUCAUAACCUCACUCUACCUUUUGUAAUAAUUUUUAAUCAUGUGCCAUGGAGGUCUUGUGCUAAAGGACAGAGAACUUCAGUGAUGAACACAGCUCUGCAUCUCUGCAUAUGAUCUUCUACUCUUUUUGCAUUUACACUUUCACUUGUACUCUGUAAUUCCUACUGCUUGGUUUCCUGUGUUUGCUGUACAGUGGUCUACAUGAAAUAAACUGGCCGAUUAAU
Messenger RNA from Hemibagrus wyckioides, 6807 nucleotides. RefSeq names its product protein 4.1. Gene Ontology annotation, molecular function: structural molecule activity; actin binding. Gene Ontology annotation, cellular component: cytoskeleton; plasma membrane. Lineage: Eukaryota; Metazoa; Chordata; Actinopteri; Siluriformes; Bagridae. Gene Ontology annotation, biological process: cortical actin cytoskeleton organization. The transcript has 24 exons. The record is from RefSeq and is a predicted model, not a curated record. The coding region runs from base 247 to 4071 and encodes 1274 amino acids.